This is a messenger RNA of Limanda limanda (common dab), 4757 nucleotides long. It is a transcript of the gene dedd, whose product is annotated as death effector domain containing. The record is from RefSeq and is a predicted model, not a curated record. The transcript has 5 exons. The coding region runs from base 324 to 1538 and encodes 404 amino acids. Gene Ontology annotation, cellular component: nucleolus. Gene Ontology annotation, molecular function: protein binding; DNA binding. Gene Ontology annotation, biological process: regulation of apoptotic process; apoptotic process; extrinsic apoptotic signaling pathway via death domain receptors. Lineage: Eukaryota; Metazoa; Chordata; Actinopteri; Pleuronectiformes; Pleuronectidae.
GACCUGUCUGCUUGUUUUUCCCAUGGUGACUGAACGUCUACCACAACCAUAACAGAGACUCUAGAUUCGCGUCAGAAGGGAUAAGUGUCCAUCAAGACACCGGAGGCACGUAAUGAACGUGGAUGGUUUUGUCGACGUUAAGACGUGGCCGUGAUUCCUGUGCUCCUCAGUCAGACACUGGGAAGGUAACUUAGCGUUAGCGGCCUACCGAACUUUGUUGCUGACGAGCUCGUCUGGGAUUUCCGAAAGACACAAGUUGGCGCAGCGAAAGACAGGGAGAGUUGCAGGGAUUCCAGCAUCCCUUAUCACCGUCUGGCCCUGAGAUGACAUCACAGCAGCCUCAUCUCCCCAAUGCUGUUUAUCCUCCCCAGCUUGCUCAGAACUCGUCUGCACAGCAGGCCCGGCCUCAUCUUCCGGCAAAUCAGCUGCACUCGAGCCAGAACAGUCCAAAUGCUGGGUCUCUGGAACACAGGGCACUGACUGGCAGGCCGGGGUGCUCCGGUGUGUCAACGUCCAGCGGAGAUGUUGCCAGCAGAAAUGUUUCUGCGACCAGCACCAACUCUAGCUUAUCCAGAAGAGAUGGGGGUUUUGAACCUUGGCCGGAGGAGGCAGUGGAUAACUCCCAUGGGCUGUACUCACUCCACCGCAUGUUUGACAUAGUUGGUGCCCAGCUAACACAUCGGGAUGUGAGGGUACUGUCGUUCCUGUUUGUUGACGUGAUUGAUGAGUAUGAGCGUGGUGGCAUCAGGAGCGGAAGGGAUUUUCUGCUGGCCCUAGAGCGCCAGGGUCGCUGUGAUGAGACCAACUUCCGGCACGUUCUCCAGCUUCUAAGGAUUAUCACCCGCCACGACCUUUUGCCUUAUGUCACACUCAGGAAACGACAAGCUGUGUGUCCAGACCCUGUCGAUAAAUACCUGGAAGAGACAUCAGUACGUUAUAUUUCACCAAGAGGAACAGCGCAGAGCAAGGUCACGGCACCCCAUAGAAGAACAGGUCGUCAGCCAGUCAUUUGCUGUUCCCCGUCAGGACCCCAUGUUGGCCCUCCCCGAAUAAAGCCAGCUCCCCCUGUACCAAAUCGCAAACGGAAGAGAAGUCAUUCCUCAGCUGACUGCAGAGAGAAGCAAACAUGUGAUAUCCGCCUCCGGGUUCGCGCUGAAUACUGCCAGCAUGAGUCUGCGCUUCAGGGAAACGUAUUCUCCAACAAACAAGAGGCAGUGGAGCGACAGUUUGAGCGCUUCAACCAGGCCAACACUAUCCUCAAAUCCCGAGACUUGGGCUCCAUCAUCUGCGACAUUAAGUUCUCCGAGCUCACCUACUUGGAUGCCUUCUGGAGAGACUACAUAAAUGGAUCCUUGCUAGAGGCCCUUAAAGGGGUAUUUAUCACAGAUUCCCUCAAACAGGCUGUAGGCCAUGAGGCUAUAAAACUAUUGGUCAACGUCGAUGAGGAAGACUACCAGGCUGGUCGACGCAAACUGCUCUGCAAUUUGGUCACAGGGGGAGGAAGCCCACCAGGAGGUAGCAAAGACACUGUAUCUUAGACCUACUCUCAUGGUGCAAGCAUAUGGGAAAGAUGAAGCUGUGCCUCCCACACAGGGAAUAAAGUAUCAUUUGAGGUGCCUGAAGUGGGUCACAGAGGAACUAUGGACUUCCAGUCACCCAAUUGAUUUCCUUGAGAGCUAAGUUCAUAGGAUUUCUAGUUGGCCACCAUGAGCGUAGCAUGCAAGCAAGUGAUUGGGAACUAUGUUGGCAAAGAAGUGCAUACAGGUUGGCAUUACCUUGUAUCCCAAGCUGUUCUUUUUCUUUAAGGAGCAGAAUGUUAAUCUCAUAUGUGGGUUGACUUUGACUAAUUUGUGGUUUCUAGUAUGUUAGCUCAUUGAAUCACAUUGUUAACUCUUUACUCCUGUUCCAAAGUGGAGUUACUGUAUGUUCAACCCAGAAAACAUGCUUAACACUGACGAGUUACUCCCAGUGGGAGUUGUAUGUUAUUGUCACACAGGUUUGUCCUUUUUCCAGGUUUUUCAGGUACAUUACAGAUGGAUUGGAUAAACCCAAUAAGAGAGUGUUAUGUAUGUUAUAGAAUGGUGCAGACCCCAAUUGACUCAGUUUGUCUCUUUCAGUUAGCUUACUGCCUGACUUUCCCCACACUUUGCAGGGUUGUCUUUUCUGUAAAGUUAAAUCCUGUCAAAGCAUAUGUAUGGCUCAUAUUUGGUUAAUGUCAACAUUAUCGUGUCUUAACUCAUUAUACGCAUUAUGGCUCAUUACAGCAGCUGGGAUUCUGGCCCAAUUUUAUGUUUUCAGCUGUCCAGUCACUGCCAAUAUUUAUUUGUGGGUCGCCCUAAUGUCUCCAAUGUGUCAUUCGCUGGUGUUUUGAAUUUGUAAACCAGUGCCAGUUUCAUUCAGCCUGCACUGCUGGACAUCUGUUCACUUACCUUCUCACUCCUAUUCAUUAGUGAUAUAACACUGAACCUAAAUGGUAACAAAUCAACAGCAAUUGAAAGUCACAGCAAGAAUGUGUGACGUCAUCUCAGUUGUGCAGGAGGCCAGAACAAAUGAAAAUAAUUCACAUGACUUGUUUGACUAAAGAAAAAGGCAUGUCACCCUGUAGCUGCACUCGCACAUUAAAGCCUAAGUAGUAUUCCUCUACAUAUAUGAUGAGGUUAUGGUCGAGUCCACUGGGUGGUGUGAGCAGUUGCCCUCAGUGACACCCUUCUCCCUCGGGAGGGGUGGCAUCUCCACAGCCAUUAGCAAACUGAGCAGGGGGAUCUCUUAAUAGGGAUCUGAAGCGGAAACAACAUUUGUGAGGACCAACAUAAUGGUGAGUUUCAGUAAACGUUAACACUCUGAUGUUCUUGUAGUGACACACCACUUACACAUUGCAGCUUGAAAUGCUAAUCAACCAAAAUUGGAAAGUUGUUUUUUUUAUCCAUUUACAGGAGACAUUACAUUUGGUAGGUGCCUGUAACAAGAAUGUGUUGGUAGUAUUCCUCGUCAUAGCUUUAAUUUUAGACGGUCAUAAUAUACACUUGCUGGCCAGGCACACCUUCCCAGUCCUGGGAAGGCCAUAGAAAACCAGAAUCUUUACAACAUGGAUCCACAAGAGAUUAGAGUUUGUGAUCCUGUUGAUGCAGUAGCUGUCCAUUUUGUGGCUGCAUACUCAUGCAACAAACCUCCCAUCUCACCAAGGAUUAUCUCUGUAUUUCUACAUUUAGUGACAAUAGCCUUUUAAUGAUGUGCUUCUACAUUUUCAGUGUUGUGAUUUGAAAAUGUAUUUUUGAAUUGGCACUGAACAUUUGCAUUCAAUCUAAAUGGUGAGUGGUGGAAUCAUACAGACACAGUUUCAAAACAUAAAAUUAGUUUAAAAAAAGUAAUUUCUUGUUAAAGUACUGAUUGUUGUUUAGAAAAAAUGUUUAAUAGCAACAAUAUAGUAUUAGCAUAAUGCUAAAGAAGAUUUAGAUUUUGUUACAUAAGUAGAUCAGAGACUGAUUUUAGAAACAUGCCUGUCUCUAGAGCUAAUAUUUGACUCUUCUGUUAAUCAGUGAUAUAGACAAAACAUACAUGCAGGCUCAUAUUCACUAGCAACAAAUGUGUACUUAGUAAAGAAUGAUUUGGACAGAGUUCUUCACGUGCAAUUCUUGCAUCCUGAUAUUUGUACUUACUACUUUACAAAUGAGCAUCUUUCUUUUUGCCAAACAUUUACCAAAUUUUGCCUCUGAUUUUAAAAUCUAACUUAACUUCAGUUUUUGAUCAGUUAGAUAAGUGAAAUUCAACCGUUUGCUUUUAUGUCCCCCCUUAAAGUUCAGUGUAUGUAUUAACCAAAUAUAUUCUUCCUGCUCAAGAAGCCCUAUCUUAUAUUUGCUGUCAUACCAUCCAUGGGUACAUGUGAGAACAUGCAAGUCAUGAUUGACAGGCCACUAUUACUCUGAAUUAUAUAGAGUUGGCCUGCCUUUUUAUAUUUUUACCCCAAUGGAAUUUCAAAAGGUUGCAAGUUAGUAUCUAUUAUAUAGGUUGGUGUAUGUUAUGUUGAUUAUAUGUUAUGUUAGUUGUUCAAUGCAGCGUUCUUUUAAGCAACAUUGCAUGUAACCUGUUAUGAUCUCCUGAAAUCUCAUAGAAACUCUCAGUGUUAAUAUUUGUAAAUAUCAUAUGAAUUUCCAGUUUUAUUAAUUCAGUUUUGCAUUUCUUUCAAAAAAAUUGGCAAGUAGGACUGUUUAAUAAGUGAAGCGGAUGGGUUUUGUUGAAGUUUUAUAUCACAGGACCAACGUCUUUGGUGGAAAACAGUGUACAUUUUCCAGAUAUGAAAAUAUAGUGGACAUAUUAAAACUGCUUCCUGAUAGAUCUUAUUGUGGGCAGCACAAUCAUUUCAUAAAUUAGGCCUAAACCUUAUAGGUUAUAAUCACUUUGAGACACAAACACUGUGUUUGAGGAAUUCCUUGAACACAUUUCCAGCUGUGCGCGAGAGCUUCUGGGUGCAUCUCAUUUCUGUUUUCCAUGUGUCCUCAUUCCCUUCACUCGCUUCACAGCUCUUCAAACUCACAACUGGAAGAAGGAAACAUCCAGGCAUCACAUUUUGUGUGGCAAACCAAGUUUACUUGUGCCAUGAAUGUCCCUGCAGAGACUUGAAUGUAAUGUACACAUUGUGAACCAUACUCUGUUGCUUUCAACCCACACGCUAAAUGAAACGAUAAAAGGUUUGGUGGUUAGUCCUGUUGACUUGUUUACCAAUAAAAGUAAAACGUUGCUGUGUUUCUAUUCGCCAUCGA